CUUCGAUGAAGGAGAAUGUCGAAGCAAGGAGAAUAAAGACGAGUAAAGGAAUGGAGUCGGUCAGGAGUCAGAGCAUCAAGAUAAUUUUUGAGGGGGAUAUCGAGACCACACCCAUAAGGGUGGUAGCCACCAAGUCGGCAAGAGGGUCUACAUCGAAGAGGACUGACACGGAUUACGUGAUGACGGAGAAGGACGGGCAGCAGGUCGAUGGAGAGGAGGUUAUCCUUUCGCCGCGGAAGAGGGGAGUGAAGAAGUUCUUAAUGAAGAGUUCGCUGGACGAGAUUGACACGGUUGAGCCACUGAGGCGGGCCCUUCGGCAACCAAUGCAGUGUUCUAUUCUGGAGUACCUGGCGGCAUCGAAGCCGGCUCGUGAUGAAUUACAGAUGAUCACGCAGAAGACUCGCAUACCUCUAUUAGAUGAGGGUCAGGGGGCCCCUAAAGCGGAACCUUCUUCAGUAGCAGUAACGGGGGGGACUGCUAGAGCGGAUCGCAUGGCGACAGUUCUUCUCGAUGGGAUGGAAGGUGUGCCUCCAGACAAGUUCUAUAUACUUGGUAGCGGGACCGUAGAGACGAUUAUAAACGAUGGAGCGAUACUCGAUGCUGUGAUUGACAACGGCAGUGAGGCUGUCAUCAUAGACGAGGAUCUGGCAGUACAAGUUGGACUGGGCCUCGAUAGGUCAUACCUAUUCGAGAUAGAGACGGCUGAUGGGAGAAAGCAACAAAUCACUGGGGUUUGUCACAAAGCAGCCAUAGAAGUCCAAGGGGUACGUGUGACCCUGCCUGUCUUUGCAGUCAAGAACUGCAGCUCCGACUUGCUCUUGGGUCGAACGUGGCUGAGCCACGUGCAUGCGGUGAUGAUAGAGCGACCUGAUGAGAGUCAAACAUUGUCUAUUAGGAAGUUAAACGGGACGCGGGUGAUGAUUGAGACAGUGGAGCCUCGGGACCCGAGGAACAGAGCAGCUCUCGCUGUGGGUGCGGGACCCAGUGAUCCGAUUAAGUCGUUACCUAUCUCCGGCCGCGCGGUGCGAUUUCGCGAGAAGAGAUAUGGACCACUGCUCACAGAGGAAGAAGGUCGGAUCGUAGAGGUGGAAGAUUUAGGAAGCCGGCUAAUAGUGGACGGCAACUCGUACCCGAAGGAAAAAGAUGAGGAAUUUGGCGGUGUGGUAUCCGUGUCUUUUUUAAGGGCACGGCGCCCUAUGGGGGGCUACCCAAGCGACACAAGCGAGUAACUCAAAAAGUCAAGCCAUCGGCGGUGGGCCGCGAGCGAUCGGCACUGGAAGGGGUAUCAGAAGAAGAGAUCGCAAAACAAAUCAAAGAAAGAAAG
Chara braunii is the source of this 1324-nucleotide messenger RNA. NCBI's taxonomy places the organism in Eukaryota, Viridiplantae, Streptophyta, Charophyceae, Charales, Characeae. The record is from the annotation of a GenBank genome assembly.